AUGACUUCGAGACACAGCAGUUCUGAUGAAUUUUCUAUUUCGACACUUCCCAGCAAGACAAACUAUCGCAACAGAGUUGAGUCGUUAACUCAUUAUUUGUACGACCGUAACCAAGGAACAGUUUUAGGGUGUACUCCCCUGAGAAUAUUCAUCCUUGGAGGGGUCUUUUACCAGAUUCUUGAUUGGAAUAUACCUACGGUAAUUGGGCCUGAUAGCAUUUUGAAUGGCAACCCGGGUUUAGCCUUCAGACCUCAGCCGAAUUAUCUACGUACUUUUAUCCACUACAAGAAGGGUGACGGACCCUCUACGCGGCCCUAUAUUGACAAUAUUGAAUCUCUUAUUCAAUUUUAUGAAAAUGAGAAUCAACAGGGUGAAAAUUUUGCUGAUUGCGAUGCCAUUAAGACCCGAAGGGAUCUUCGGAACAAGGUUUGUCGUUUUGACUUGAUCAAACUUGGAGUCAACUGUGUAAAACAACAGAACUAUGGCUACGAUGAUGGAAUCCCAUGUAUUCUUCUCAAAAUGAAUAAAAUCUUCAACUGGGAACCAGAGUUGUAUGAUAACGGCACUGUCCCCGAGGAGAUUAAAGACCGCUACCAGAAAUAUUACAUUACGGUUUCAUGUGAUGAAUAUUUUAUUUGUAAUUAUUUUCAUAUUUACAUCCUUCUUGCUGGUUUCAACGACGAGAACAGACUUUAUAUUGGAAUAUAUGACUUAUAUUUGAGUAACUCCAACUGGGCCAAGCAUAAAGUAAGAUCUCAAGACGAGAUGGACGAGGACGCCUCCAAGAAUAUUCUCGAAGAGUGGGAUAGUGAUGACGGUCUUUGCAGCAGCCGGAGUUCCGCUAAAACGUGCAAAAGAGUGGGAAAGCUCUUGUUAUUUUUAGUCUGUUUCUUCGGACUCCUUAUACUUUUCUCUGCUGGUGUCAUGAUCUUGUUCAACUAUGUUUUUAACGGGAAAAGACAUGAGGAAGAACCACAAAUAUCUGAAAUAAAAGUUCCCGAAUUGAUAUACGAACCAAAGGUCGACAGCAGCGAUUCACUUAUCUAUUGUAGAUAUAAUGACUUUGAAAUCCGACCAUACGUCAAAAGAAUGAAUUCGUUCAUUAAACACUUAAACCCAACAUCUGUUAACUCCCAAGACUGUAAUGACAACGUCACACAAAACACAGAAAGACCGUGUCGCUUCGACAUGAGUCAACUGGGAAACGUUUGUGUGAAAAAGCGGAAGUUUGGCUUCGAUGACUGUCGACUAUGUCUCGCGUUGACACUGGAGAAAGUAGUCGGUUGGCAACCAAUUGCUUACGAAAACGAAUCGGUUCCUAUGGAGAUCAGGGAUCGAUAUGAUAAUAACGCAGUAACUGUUUCGUGUCACGGCCUACAACCAGCCGAUGACGAAAAUAUAGGACCUGUUGCUUAUUACCCACCGGAGGGCUUCCACUUCAACAAUACUUGCUCCUUGAUCUCUCUUUUUGCCUGUGGUAUUCAUUCAUCCAUUUGUUCAAUUCAAACCUAUACAUUGAACUUGCUGCUUCUUUCUUCUUUUCUUUUGACAUCUAUAUUCUUCAAGCCCUAUUUCCUAAUUAUGUGCCUCUACUUUUCUGACUGUUCACAAGUUUCUUCCUCUUCUUAUAACUUCCUCUUUUGUCCAGAGGCUUACAUGUGA
Acanthosepion pharaonis is the source of this 1662-nucleotide messenger RNA. The record is from the annotation of a GenBank genome assembly. NCBI's taxonomy places the organism in Eukaryota, Metazoa, Mollusca, Cephalopoda, Sepiida, Sepiidae.